CGAAAGCAGCAGCAGCAGACUGCGACGACAAGAAGCAGACAGCCAGCAAGCGCCAUGAGUGCAACAGGCUUCAAGGCGAUCCAGCCAAUCCCCAAUGUGGGCGACUUUCUCGACAUUGUCCUGUCCCGCACACAGCGCAAGACACCCACAGUCAUUCGAUCAGGCUUCAAGAUCUCUCGCAUCCGAGAUUUCUAUGCGCGCAAGAUCAAGUUCACACAAGACACCUUUUCAGAGAAGUUGACGAGCAUUCUUGAUGAGUUCCCAAAGUUGAACGAUAUUCAUCCAUUUCAUCAGGAUCUCCUCAACGUCCUCUACGACAGGGAUCAUCUCAAAAUCGCCCUGUCGCAGCUCUCGACUGCAAAGCACUUGAUUGAGCAAGUGGCGCGCGACUAUGUUAGGCUCAUCAAGUAUGGUGACUCCCUCUACCGCUGCAAACAACUCAAGCGCGCCGCUCUCGGUCGUAUGGCUACCAUCUUGCGUGGUCGUGCCAAGGAUUCUCUCGUGUACCUCGAGCAAGUCCGUCAGCAUCUUGGUCGUCUUCCCGCUAUUGAUACGAAUACACGCACCCUCAUCCUGUGUGGCUACCCAAACGUGGGUAAAUCCUCCUUCAUCAAUAAAAUCACCCGCGCAGAUGUCGAUGUCCAGCCAUAUGCCUUCACGACCAAGAGUCUGUUUGUUGGUCACAUGGACUACAAGUACCUGCGCUGGCAAGUCAUUGACACACCUGGUAUUUUGGACCAUCCACUCGAAGAGAUGAAUACGAUUGAAAUGCAGAGUAUCACGGCGCUUGCCCAUUUACGCGCUUGCAUCCUCUAUUUCAUGGACUUGUCUGAACAAUGCGGUUACUCUGUUGCUGCACAGAUUCAGCUCUUCAAUAGCAUCAAGCCCUUGUUUGCCAAUAAGCCAGUCUUAUUGGUAGUCAACAAGAUUGAUGUCAUGAGGCCUGAGGAUCUUGAUGCGGCGAAUGCAGCACUCCUUCAGGGUGUUUUGGAUACAGGUGUCCAGAUGGUGACAUCUUCGUGCUUCAAUGACCAAGGUAUCAUGGACGUACGUGCCGCUGCUUGCGAUAAGCUGCUUGCUGCUCGUGUUGAGAGUAAGUUGAAGGGUUCCAAGAUCAAUGAUGUCUUGAACAGGAUCCAUCUGAGUACACCACAAGCGAGAGACGAUACACCACGAUUGCCACAUAUCCCCACUGGAGCAUCGAUUACGCAGCGAUACGAUUGGCAAGAUCCUGAUCGUCGCAAGCUGGAGCGUGAUAUCGAAGCAGAGCACGGCGGUGCUGGUCUCUACAAUAUUGAUCUCAAGAAGAAGUGGGAUCUGGAGAAUGAUGCAUGGAAGGCGGAUAUCAUGCCGGAAUUGUUGGAUGGCAAGAAUAUUCAUGAUUACAUUGACCCUGACAUUGCCUCGAAGUUGCAGGCUCUUGAGGAGGAAGAGGAGAGGCUUGAGGAGGAAGGCUUCUACAAUUCACAAGAUGAGAUGGAGGAUGAGGGGGAUACGGCUAUCCUUGCUAAAGCUGCUCUGAUUCGAGAGAAGAAUCUACGACUCAAGCGACUCGCCAGGUCCAAGAAGAUCCUCAAGAACCGACCUCAACUACCUCGUACGGCUGGUCUACAAAAGUUCUCUGAUAUGAAGACCUCCAUGCAAGCCAACAAACUCGAUACAACAGCCAUUGAGACACGCGCACGCAGUCGUCGUCCAGAAGCAUCUCGCGAACGUGGCCAAGAUGUCGUGUUGCGUGCACAAUCCAGUUCACGCGCACCGUCACAACUGCCGAAACGUGAUCGCAGUGAAGGCGGUCUCUCCACGGUGGGUGAACGGACGCGUGCUGAAAAGGUACAGCGCUUGCAACAGCGUGAACGGAAUCGCAUGGCUCGUGCGAGUGAGUCUGAUCGUCACAUUGCAGACACGAAACCCAAACACUUGUUUGCUGGUAAGAGUGGCAUUGGGUCUGCGAGGUCUCGUUGAGUGUACGCUGCCUGUGUGUUUUAGCUAUUUGUGACUUGCGUAGAUUGCAUUUUGACGUCAUUUGGGCGACGACGAGACAGAAGCGACCAGAGCAGAGCAGCAGCUGGGGAGGGAAGCCCGAGAGAGAGGGUAAGCGAGGGAGGUG
Protomyces lactucae-debilis is the source of this 2110-nucleotide messenger RNA. RefSeq names its product nucleolar GTP-binding protein 1. Gene Ontology annotation, molecular function: RNA binding; GTP binding; GTPase activity. The transcript is spliced from 2 exons. Gene Ontology annotation, biological process: ribosomal large subunit biogenesis. NCBI's taxonomy places the organism in Eukaryota, Fungi, Ascomycota, Taphrinomycetes, Taphrinales, Protomycetaceae. Gene Ontology annotation, cellular component: nucleolus. The record is from RefSeq and is a predicted model, not a curated record. Bases 55 to 1965 code for a protein of 636 amino acids.